AUUAUAAUAAAAUAUUUGAUCAUUAAAAGUAUCUUUGAGGAAUUUGCGACUUAAUGGAGAGGAGAUUCGCAUAUCGUCAGUUACUAGGGCACGCCAAGGGCCGGUUGUUUUUAGAUAUCUUUUUUUCUUCGUUGUAAGGUCGUAUUUCAAUUCUAUGUUUUUAAAAUUCAAUCUGUAAUACAUUUAUUUGUAUUAAUUCAUUAGAAUAAUUAUGAUUGAUUGAAAAAGUAGUUGACUAUUUUUCUUUUUAUCGAUAAAAAUCUGAUAACUUCUAUGGCCUUGAACAAUAUAUGUAUAAGCGUCUUUUAUACAUUUACCGGAAAGGAAUGCAACUUCUCAAAUUUUAUUUAAUUUCUUUUUUCAGCUAUUUGAAGUUUACAAAAUUUAGUAAAUCAACUUCUUUCCUCAUUUUAUUAGAAAAAAUAUAAAAUUGUUUUAUUUGUAUUUUAAGAUCUGUUCUCAGAUAAUAAAAAACUGUCUAAUAAGGAUCAUGAAAUUUCAAGGAAAUGUUAAUGCUUACAUGUAACUAUUUCUUCAAAAGAAAAUGGUUUCAUCUAAUCAACCGAGAAAGACAAAAAUAUUUGUGGGUCGGUUACCAGAAAAUUGUCGCAACGAUGAGUUGCGACAAUUAUUUUUACGAUUUGGUGAGGUAACGGAAUGCGAUGUCAUGAAUCGGUAUGGGUUUGUCCACAUGGCACGUGAGGAAGAUGCAGCUGCAGCAAUCAAAGCUCUUCACAAUUCCAACUUCAAAGGGGCAACAAUCAACGUGGAACAAUCUACGGGCAAAUCACGUGGCGGAGGAGGAGGACGCAGGGAUGGAGACAGAAGAGGUGGACCAGUGAGAGGUGGUAGGGGAGGACGAGACGGUGGUAGAGACGCUCGUCCUGGACCAUACAAUGAUAGAAGAGUUCUUCCGAUCCAACUCGUUGGUUACGAUGGAUCUGCUGCAGGUGGCGUCGCAACGGGGUACACCGAUUACAAUCGUGGCGCUGGAGACUUUAGUGGACGUGGAGCAGACUUCGGGACUGGAUACACUGAUCGUGGAGCAUAUGGUCAAAAUGUGGGAAGCGCGGCAAUGGGUUACACUUCUACGGCACCUGGAAUGGGAGGAGGAUAUGGACCAGCAACUGGAGCUGUUGGAGGAUACGGACCAACUGGAACAGCUGAUUAUGGUCGAACCGACUACAGUCGCGCUGCAGAUUUUGGAGCCAGAACAGAUUAUGUAGUUGGAGGUGGAAUGACUGGGGAUUUUAAUAGAGGUGCACCAGGUCCAAUGGAUUAUGGACGUACAGAUAAUUUUGGUGCAAAUCGUACAGUUGAUUAUACAGCUAGAAAUGAUUAUGAUCGAGCUGCAACUGGGCCUAUGAGAAAUGGUGGUGGUGCAGUUGCCACUACUGGGUAUGGAACGGGUUACACAGAUGUAGGAUAUGAUGAAAGUCAUUGGGGUUAUCCGGGCGGGCCUGGGGAUAUGAUGGGUGGGCCCGGGGGGGUAAGUCAGGGAGCUUCAAUGGCCUAUGACAGGAGGGAUGGUCCCCCUGUUAAUGAUAUGCCUCCAUUUAACAGGCCAAUGAGUACUGGACCCAGCUACAGCACUGGGGCACCUAGUUAUAGUACUGGUCCUGGACCACAAGCAGACAUGUUUAGUAGAAGACCUGGCAGUGCUGUCCCCAGUGGUGGAUAUCCACCUGUUGGUGGAGGCUAUACCGAAGGGUACGACAGACCAGAUGCAUAUGGUCCUCCACGUGGUGGCGGACGCUUCCCAGGUCCGGCAGACGCGAUGCCACCGAGGUACUAAAAGCGUACACUAAAGCGAAUACUAAGCGCAUGCGAAAGGCUCCCUUAAAAAAAAAUGCCUCUUUAGUGGUGGUCAUUCGCUUACGGAAUCGAAAACCUAGGAACUGCCCUGCGUCCGACAUACAGAGUCCAUACCAUUACAUACGAUACUAUGUAUAAUGAUAUAGAUAUGAUAUAACGAUAUAGAUACGAUCUAACGUUUAACACACUAACUUAAGGUACGGUAAGAAUAAGGAGCACAUCAAUCAGCAACAUAAUGAAUGAAUUAAUGAAAUAAGCAACUACGAUUAUUUGAAGAUAAGAAAGAAGAAGAUUGAAUUCCUGACUGAAGUGAACUUUGUAAUGUGGAAUCAAGAAAUUUUAUAUAUCGUUCAUUUUUUCCAGCAGAUAGUGGAUAUAUAUUCUUUUUGUGCGAUUUGUGUUCGUAGUUUUUUUUCCUGAUAUUUCCAAUGUUUUUCUCUCUCUAUCUCUAUCUUUCUCUCUCUUUUUCUAUCUCUCAUAGUGGUACAACUCAAUGCUAAAGGCAUGGGUUGAAUUAUCUUUUAUCUAUCUUAAGUCACAUGAUUAUUACACAUUAGUAGGAUAGAUGAUUUCGUUAUAAGUUUGUAAUAUUUAGCAUCAGCAAGAUGGUGACUUAGGCUAUUAAACAAAAAAUGCUGUAUAAUCUUUUUUUUUUUUUACACGUAAGAACUUGGAUAAUGUUUUAAAUGUUCAUUAAUAAAGCAAAGAAACGUGUUUGCAGAAUUUAUCAAUGUACCUCAACGGAAUGAAAAAUAAAAUUCAAACGUAUAUGUCUUUAA
Molecule: messenger RNA, 2594 nt
Organism: Apis cerana (Asiatic honeybee)
Lineage: Eukaryota; Metazoa; Arthropoda; Insecta; Hymenoptera; Apidae
Product: RNA-binding protein 4.1
Cellular component (GO): nucleus
Molecular function (GO): mRNA binding
Source: RefSeq, a predicted model, not a curated record